AUGGAUGAGGAACAAUACCCGGAAGAAUUUCAUCAUCAUGAUGAUGAUGAUGUGAUCCCAAGUGAAGAAGAAGAGGAAGAAUAUGAAGACGACUCUGAUGAAUAUGAAGCCCAAUUCGACGAUGAAGACCUCUCAACGGUGAUUCUCAACGAAAUUAAAAACGGGACAUACACAUGCUUAGUGUGUACCGAGGAAAUCGACGACGCUUCUGAGAUCUGGUCGUGUAAAUCGUGCUACCGAGCGUAUGAUCUUGAUUGUAUACGAGAUUGGGCGAUUAAGGAUUCCAAAUCCAAUUUGAACUCCGAUAUGUGGCGAUGCCCAUCGUGUAAAACCAGUAUCCAAGAAAUCCCCUCGACUUACACUUGCUGGUGUGGCAAGGUGAUUGGUCCUCCAAGUAAUAUUUUUGCCCCACAUUCUUGUGGUCAAACUUGUUCAGAAUCAUUGACAACAUGCCCUCAUGCCUGCUCUUUGCCCUGUCAUCCGGGCCCCCAUUCCGAAAUAUGUCAAGCCCAACCACGGUUACGAUGUGACUGCGGGGCGGAAACCAAGCAGUUUGCCUGUAUCAUUGCUCCCUACGACGCUGGUUGGAAGUGUGGGAAACCUUGUGAUGAACUUAUGCCGUGUGGAAUUCAUAAACACAAAGAAAUAUGUCAUGGAGGAUUAUGUGGACCAUGUGAAGAAGUGACGGUGGUGAAAUGUUACUGUGGGAAACACGAAACAGAGAUCCCAUGCUACCAAAAAGUCGAUGUGAACUGUUCCAGUAAUGACAAUCAGUGGAUCGGGUCGUAUCAAUGUCAAGUUGGCGAACCGUGUGCCGAAGUAUUGGAUUGUAACAACCCAAAUCAUACCUGUGAUAUCCAAUACUGUCACCCCCAUGAUCCAACGGACCGUCGAUUCCAACACAAGUGUUUAUUAAACCCAAAGAUCUUGACGAAAUGUCCGUGCGGUAAAUGCAAAAUCUCGGUUUUGCUUGGCGGUAAAUCCCGAGAGUCUUGUGCUGACCCAGUGCCGUUGUGUGAUAACGUGUGUGAUAAAUCGUUGAAGUGUGGGCAUAAAUGUUAUUGGAAAUGUCAUACUGGGGCUGAGCAUGCCAAAUGUUACCAACCCGUGGAAGUCCAUUGUAAUUGUGGGUUCAAUAAAUUCACGGUACCUUGUGCGUUCAACCAAGCAGGGCUUAAACCAAAAUGUACUAGGAAAUGCCAGACUUUGAAGAACUGCCGUCGUCAUAGAUGCGGCAAUAUCUGUUGUCCGUACGAGAAAAUCGCCAUUAAAAGAGACCAGGACCGCAAGAAGAAUAAUUUCCGGUCGGUUAGCGAUCUAAUUGAUGGUCAACAUCAUCCCGAACCUCAUAACCCCGACGAUGAUAACAUGAGCUUAGAAGCGGUGCAUAUUUGUCUUGAACCGUGCCAUAAGCUUCUUUCGUGUAAACAACAUCGUUGCAAAUGGCAAGACCAUGCAGGGAAAUGUCCUCCGUGUCUUGAAUCUUCAUCAGAUGAUUUAAUGUGUGCUUGUGAACGAACUGUAUUGAUCGAGGCCCCAGUAAGGUGUGGUGCGGUGAUCAAGAAGAAAUGUACUUUCCAAUGUAAUAGAUCUACCCUGUGUGGUCACAAAAUGCCUCAUACUUGUCAUGGUGAUUCGGUUGCUUGUCCAAAAUGUACCGAGUUGGUGACGAAAAAAUGUGCCUGUGGUAACCGGGAAAUCAAAGGGGUUUAUUGUUUCCAGACCAGGGUGAGUUGUGGGGCAAAAUGUGGGAAAAAGUUAUCGUGCGGAUUACAUGAGUGUACGAAAAUCUGUUGUUCCACUAAUGAAGAUCAUCUGAAGAUGAAGUGUACCCAACCUUGUGGGAAGACGAAGUCAAAAUGUGGGCAUCCAGAUCUUGCGAAAUGCCACUGGCCUCGGGGAGAUUGUAACGAGAAUAUUCCUUGCAAGUCUAAAGUGAGGUUAAAUUGUCAAUGUAAAAGAUUGACGAAAGUGGUGGAAUGUGCCGCUACUAAUGACAGAACCCUGAGAUCUGGGGAAGUGGUGGAAUGUGAUAACGAAUGCUUGAGAAUAAAGAGAAACCAACAGCUCAUGGCGGCAUUUAGUAUGGAUACCAGUUCCACCGGGGUCAAUUCUGCCGAUGUUUUGGUGAACCCAUACUCAGAGUACAUUCUUGGGGUAUAUUCCAAACAAAAGAAAUGGUGCGAACAAGUAGAAAAUGUUUUCCGAGACUUUGUUUCUAAGUGGCUCGAUGAUCCAACUACUGCGAAAAAAACCUUCCAUUUUCCAGCCAUGCGGAAACCUCAAAGAACCUUGAUCCAUCAUUUGAGUGAUGUGUACGAACUCUAUUCACAAUCGCAGGACUCCGAACCACGCCGGUCGGUGUACGUUGCCAUCACUGCCAAAAGUCGUCUUCCUUCAUUGUCAUUGUUUGAAGCAUCGAUUCUGUCAGAGGCCACCACCGAAGCCCUAAGGGAGAAACGAGCGUACGAACACGAAUUGACCAAUUCCAUGGGAGUUGCCGAGUUCAACGCCUUGAUUUUGGAAGGGUGCAAAUUUGGGGCGACGGUGAAUGAAUUGGAAGAAUCAUUAUUGUCGAUCAUUAACGACGCCGCAGAGGAACCAUUGAACCCUCAUUUCCAAUGGGUCGAAGAUGGGAAAUUCUUGGUUUUGCCAGAAGCUCACCAAACGUUUACCAGAAAACAAGAAUUCGAUUUGGAGAAUGUCAGGGAUAAGAUCAAUUUCAAAUUGGACCAAUGGACCAAAGAAGGUCGUGAAAGAAUAGUACAAUUGGCGAGACUUUGCAGUGUUGAUUUUGAUGGAGCAACGAUUUUGAAAUUUGGGGCCGAAUUGAAAACAGACAAACCCGAUGGCCUUGUGGAUGAUGUUAAUAAGGUGGUGGAAAAGCUACAGGACUUGAAUGUUGAGAAUAAAGUGAAUUAUGACGAUAAGAAUAUCACCGAUUGGUUCUGA
Molecule: messenger RNA, 2952 nt
Organism: Saccharomycopsis crataegensis
Lineage: Eukaryota; Fungi; Ascomycota; Saccharomycetes; Ascoideales; Saccharomycopsidaceae
Gene: FAP1
Product: Fap1p
Exons: 1
Coding region: 1-2952 (983 amino acids)
Biological process (GO): negative regulation of transcription by RNA polymerase II
Cellular component (GO): nucleus
Molecular function (GO): zinc ion binding; RNA polymerase II transcription regulatory region sequence-specific DNA binding; DNA-binding transcription factor activity, RNA polymerase II-specific
Source: RefSeq, a predicted model, not a curated record